AAAUUAUUUUAAAAAUUGUAUUUUUGUUGUAAACUUACGAAAAAGAAAAUGGACAUAGAUGCAAAAUUAUAUCAUAGGAUAUGCGUUGCCGAGACAAAGGAUGGCAAAAAUUUUGUCAACAAAAUCCGGUCCGAUAUGCCACAAAAACAAAUAGACAAUAGAUCAAUCAAACUAUGCUUAGACAUCGGUUGCGGCCCCGGGAAUGUCACCAAAAUAGUAGCUGAUACAUUAAAUUGUGACAUGCUCGUCGGGGUCGACAUUGACCCUAACAUGAUAGCAUUUGCCAAACAAAACUACCUGGCCAAAAACAUCGCGUACGUUAGGCAAGACUUUGGCGCCCCCUGGGAGUCGCUGGCACCGCAAGUGCGCCAACUCGAGGGUCGGGUGGAUAUCGUGUACUCAAGCCAUACGUUACAGUGGAUUACGCGCAGAGACAACGUGGCCGACAAUAUACGCCGACUGUUGGCGCCCGGGGCUCGCGCCUACCUAUCCUACGCGGGCGAACCCUACUAUAAGGACCUUGUUACAAAUGGGUUUGUGCGGGCGAUAUUUUGGCUGUUAGUGUGGGUCGGGUGGUUGCGCAGUGAGCCCGAGCACGAGCAACGGGCCCAAUACGCCCGGGCCUUUGAAAAGGGAGGCCUAAAAAUCGUGUCACACGAGCGAUACGAUGGAAGCCAUAAAUGA
Molecule: messenger RNA, 684 nt
Organism: Oppiella nova
Lineage: Eukaryota; Metazoa; Arthropoda; Arachnida; Sarcoptiformes; Oppiidae
Source: the annotation of a GenBank genome assembly